UUGAGCGACGUCGUGAUUGGUCCGCCUGGCUGUCAAUCACCCGCGAUGGGGCGGAACCUUCGGGCCGCGGUUACUGACGGGAAAUCAGCAGCGUUCGUCAAGAUCUGGACGACAGAACCGAGAAAUGGACUUAAAAGCAGCAUAAUGUCGGAUUCGUGAGGCUCUGGAGUUCGUGAAACAGCGAUCGAGUGUGUUUAAUGAGGAGGAGCUCGAUGUUACAGGAAGCGGGGGAGGGCAGCGCUAUUUUUAUCGUUAACGUUAUAUAUGAUUUGGACUCGGUAUGAGCUAAAGUAGCGUUACCGUCGCAGUCUGUGGAGCUGUCGUUCAGUGCGAGGAAGUUAGCGGACGGAGCCGCGGGGCAACCCUAUGCCAUGGAUUUAAAAACUGCUGUUUUCAACGCCGCCCGAGACGGCAAACUGAGGCUCCUCCAGAAACUCUUAGAGAACAAGAGCGAUCACGACGUGAUGAAACUGAUGGCGGAGAAGACCAACGGAGCGACGCCGCUGCUCAUGGCCGCGCGGUACGGGCACCUGGAGCUGGUGGAGUACCUGAUCGAGUGCUGCUGCGCAUCUGUGGAGGUCGGAGGCUCGGUGAACUUCGACGGGGAGAUCAUCGAGGGAGCGCCGCCGCUGUGGGCCGCCUCGGCCGCCGGACAUCUGAAAGUCGUGCAGUCUCUGCUGGGUCACGGUGCGUCUGUGAACAAUACGACUCUUACGAACUCCACCCCGCUGAGAGCCGCGUGCUUCGACGGACACUUGGAUAUUGUCAGAUACCUGGUGGAGCACAAAGCGGAUCUGGAAGUGGCCAACAGGCACGGACACACCUGCCUCAUGAUAUCAUGUUAUAAAGGCCACAAGGAGAUCGCGCAGUACCUGCUGGAGAAAGGAGCCGAUGUCAACCGGAAAAGCGUGAAAGGUAACACGGCUUUACACGACUGCGCUGAGUCCGGGAGCUUGGAGAUCAUGAAGAUGCUCCUGAAGUACGGCUCCACCAUGGAGAAGGACGGCUACGGGAUGACGCCGCUGCUCUCCGCCAGUGUGACGGGCCACACCAACAUCGUGGAUUUCCUCACGCAGCACCCUCAGACGGGCAGAACGGAGCGCAUCAACGCUCUGGAGCUGCUGGGGGCCACGUUUGUGGAUAAAAAGAGAGACCUGCUGGGAGCGCUGAAGUACUGGAAGAGAGCCAUGGAUCUGCGGCACAGCGACCCCAACCACGUGCUCCUGAAGGACGAGCCCAAGCAGCUGGUGCCGGCCUACGACUACAGCAAGGAGGUGAACACGUUUGAGGAGCUGGAUGGCCUGAUCGCAGACCCCGACGACAUGCGCAUGCAUGCGCUGCUGAUCCGAGAGCGCAUCCUCGGCCCGUCGCACCCGGACACAUCCUACUACAUCCGCUACCGCGGGGCCGUCUACGCCGACUCGGGCAACUUCGAGCGCUGCAUCAAGCUGUGGAAGUAUGCUCUGGACAUGCAGCAGAGCAACCUGGACGCGCUCAGCCCCAUGACGGCCAGCAGCCUGCUGUCCUUCGCCGAGCUCUUCUCCUUCAUGCUGCAGGACCGAGCCAAGGGUCUUCUGGGCACCUCCGUGUCCUUCCAGCAGCUGAUGGAGAUCCUCAGCAAGAGCGUGCUGGAGAUCGAGCGCGCCGUCAAGCAGCAGCGGCCCGGCCCGGAUCCAGCGCAGCUCAGCAAGGUGUUUUAUUCUCUUGUUUUCUUGUGCCCGGUUGCAUGAAAGUCCUUAAAUGUU
Messenger RNA from Sinocyclocheilus anshuiensis, 1745 nucleotides. Its product is annotated as protein fem-1 homolog C-like. Gene Ontology annotation, cellular component: ubiquitin ligase complex. The record is from RefSeq and is a predicted model, not a curated record. The transcript has 4 exons. The coding region runs from base 372 to 1730 and encodes 452 amino acids. Gene Ontology annotation, molecular function: protein binding. Lineage: Eukaryota; Metazoa; Chordata; Actinopteri; Cypriniformes; Cyprinidae. Gene Ontology annotation, biological process: ubiquitin-dependent protein catabolic process.